GGCACAGAGCCACACGCGGGGUCGCGGCUGAGAAGAUCUUGGCAGAAAUGAUGCGACCAAUGCUGGAAAAGAGGAUCAGAAGGAAGAUCCAGCACCGCAAGAGCUGCCCUGCAGCCAUCCCAGAAUGCCCACCAGAGUCCAAGGCACUCUCAACUGCACAUGUGAUCUCCAUGCCGGAUGAGGGCACCAUCUACAAGGAUUGUAUCCACGUCACGGAGGAGGACCUCCGUCGUUAUGGCACCGACAUCGCCAAGCUCCGACAACAUCAGGUUCAACCGUGGGAGCGCCAUCAUCAUGCCAGGGAGCUCAGCUUUGGCGAAGCCUUUGAAGUCGACUGCCGAAAACCCGCGGAGGUGUUGGAUCCCUGGCGGAACAUCCCGGAACCCGAGCGCUUGCGGCCGCCCAAUGAAGGUGACCUCUUUCUGAAUCAAGUGGUGCCCAAGUCGCCCAACAAAGUCCAAGAGGAAGAUGAGGCAGAAGCUGAAGAUCGACGCCUCAGCAAGGCAGGGUACAAGCGCAUGUCCAGCAACAUCAGCGCUGGGAGCGCCUCCACAGCUGUCUCCACGGCCGCGCCCAGUGCGCCCUUGAGCCGGGCCUCCUCGAAGGAAUCGGCAGGGAAGACAGGUCUCCAGCGUUCCAUGACACUUCCUCCGGUGGCGCGAAGCAGAUCCCUGGUCUUGGCUGGUGCGACACUGGCAGGAUGACGCGACGCCGAUGCCAAUCGAUGCUGGGCUGGGCCCCUGGGCUGUGAAAAACACAGCGUUCCAGAGCCACAAUGACAAGUCCGGUGAAGUCCACUGAGCCAGUUAUGAUUGCACAUAACAUAUAUAUA
Messenger RNA from Cladocopium goreaui, 832 nucleotides. The record is from the annotation of a GenBank genome assembly. Lineage: Eukaryota; Dinophyceae; Suessiales; Symbiodiniaceae.